Penicillium riverlandense is the source of this 1281-nucleotide messenger RNA. RefSeq lists its product as uncharacterized. NCBI's taxonomy places the organism in Eukaryota, Fungi, Ascomycota, Eurotiomycetes, Eurotiales, Aspergillaceae. The coding region runs from base 1 to 1281 and encodes 426 amino acids. The transcript has 2 exons. The record is from RefSeq and is a predicted model, not a curated record.
AUGUCGUCGGGGAUCGACUGCCAGUCACUCGAGUCAAGCCCACGCUUUCUUCUCCGCCAACCGCGCGCUCUACAAUGGUUCGAGAACGGCCGAUUAAUGAAGCGCCAGGAGGGCGAACGGCAAGCUGGCCGAUUUGAGCUAUUCCUCGAUCUGCUCUAUGUUGCGAUCCUCUCUAAUUUUGCCGACACGCUCUCUGAGAACAUUACUGGCGCCCAGCUCGUCAAGUACAUCCUCAUUCUCGCGCCGUCAUGGCAUGUGUGGAGCGAUUUGCGCGAAUUGAUGAACUCGUUCUAUCGGGAUGACCUCUUAGAACGUCUACUUAUCUUGUGGAUCAUGACCACGAUGGUUGUGUACGGCAACAACGCGCCGCGAGUGGAUGAGGAGAUUGGCGCGAUGCGCUCGACGGUCGCGGCAUACAUGGCGGCCCGCCUAAGCUGCAGUCUUGCCCAUUUAUAUUAUAGCUUUGGAGACUUUCGCCAUCGACGCCAGCAGCGCCUCUGGGUUAGCCUCUCAACGGUCUGUCUGUGCGUUUACAUCCCGUUGUAUUUUGAGUCUGUCUCAAUUCGCGGGAAGAUCGCCGCAGCCGCAGUAGCCGUUUCACUCGAGGAAAUGACCUGGGUCUUCUGCUACUCCCCUGCAGCGAAAAAGUUGCUCCGUGUCAAAUACUCUACUGCAGUCGACAUACCCCACGAAGUCGAUCGAUUCGCUGCCUUCUACAUCAUUGCGCUCGGUGAAUUCCUUUACUUGAUCAUUGUUGGUUCACCCGCCGCAGUCGGGUUGAACACUGGCCUUCUCCAUUCCAUCUGGACUUUGAUCAUUGCAUUCUGUUUGAACUGGUUGUAUCUUCAUGCUGAUUGCUCCACGGACGGCAUACACCCUCUACGGCAUUCGAUAUAUACAGCCUUUUCCUGGGCUCUGUUUCAUUUACCGCUGAUUGCCUGUCUGUUGGCUGGUGGACAUGUUGCUGCUGCUACUGCUACUAGUGAGGAAUUUGACGACUCUCAACGGUGGCUUCUCUGCGGUGGAUUGGGCGCUGGCAUGAUCUUCCUAUACAUUCUGGCCUUGCUACAUGGUGCUAACGAGGAAUGUGGAGAUUUGAUUCUUAAUAAGGUGAGCCACCCCGGUACUAUUUUAUGGGAAAACCCGCUAAGGUAUCUUCAACCAUCCAGCAAAUCCGCCUCAUAUUUCGGCCCAUUACCGGCAUUAUUAUCAUUCUUCUGCCACUGGCACAUCACCUCGAUGGUACCGAGGUUCUCUCCAUUAUCAUGGCCUUUUUUGUGA